CUCCGCUUUCUUCGUAAAGAAAGAGCGCAAGUUGAGAGCGCUCAUUUUCUUCUCCACAGCCCCGGGCAAGGUCUCGUUCGUCCCAUCCUCUUGCACAGGUGAAUGACUUUGCACAGUAUGCCAGCCCCUACGCUGUUUUGCUUGGAGAACUCGCGGGCAUUCCGCGUCGCAUGGCUCGCAAACGAACUUGGCGUCGACCUCAACGUCCGCUAUUACCCACGCAUCGAAGGCAAGAAGGCAGUCCCCGAGAUGGCCAGGGAUUCGGGCUACACGCUCGGCAAAUCGCCCUGCAUCCAGGACGCGGGGCCCAAGGGCGAAGAGCUCUCCGUUGUUGAGAGCGGCAACUGCAUGCAAUAUCUGGCCGAGCGUUACAAGCCCGGCUCACCACUCUUCCCGUCCACGGACAACUUUGCAGCACGCACGGCCGUGAUUGGCUGGAUCGACUUUGCGGAAACGAUCAUGACGCACAGCCUCCCCAUCAUCUAUGCACAGUGGUUCGCGAGGCCAGGCGACGAGGGCGCAGUGGAGAAUUUUGCCGACAAGGCCUCGGGCAACGUGCACAAAGAUCUUGCCCUUGCCGAGGAAGCUCUUCAAAAGGGCCAGUACCUGUGUGGUGAUGCCUUCACUGCUGCAGACAUUGCCGUGGCGUUCAGCUGCGAGUACGUCAUCGUCAAGAAAGUCGGCAUCAAGGACGGUGAAUCUGAUUUUCCAAAGGUCGUGGCGUGGCUCAAACGCCUCGAAGAGAGGGAAGCAUACAGAAAGACGUACGACGAGACGAUCAAGAGCGGGGUCAAGUACGACUUCAACAUGCUCAAGCUGUAGUUUCAGUAGUCUUUGAGAGGGAAUUGAGGAGAAGGAGGAGGUUCAGUGAUGAGAUCAGAAAUCUUCUUCCUGCCUACAACGUCCACACAUUCGCAUUGCACCCACGUCAAAAUGCUACAUCACUUGAAGGCCGCUACGCAUCCUCGUCGCGCCUCGCUCUCCCCAUAGUGAACCAACAUUUUCUCAAUCGAUGUUCUCAUUCAAUUGUCUUUAGAGGUCAGCGUCACAG
Molecule: messenger RNA, 1051 nt
Organism: Acaromyces ingoldii
Lineage: Eukaryota; Fungi; Basidiomycota; Exobasidiomycetes; Exobasidiales; Cryptobasidiaceae
Product: glutathione S-transferase
Exons: 3
Coding region: 118-822 (234 amino acids)
Source: RefSeq, a predicted model, not a curated record